AUGGAACGCAAAAAUUAUAAUCCGAAUAACACGAAUUACUUUCAAGAACUCUCGAAAUUUUUGGAGGAUGAUUCAAAUGACCCUGCAGAUCAUGAAGAUUUGGGUGAAGAGAGUGAAGUCGAGGAAGUGGAUCAACAUGAAGACGAUCAAUCAUCCGAACAAGAUGGUGAGAGUCAAUCAUCAGAUGAAGACGCUUUGCCUCUUACCGAAAUUGGAUUUUAUAUGGGACGAGAUAACGAGACCAAAUGGAAUAAAAAGCCACCAUCAGAAAAACGGCAUACACCAUCUCAAAAUAAAAUGGUUCCUGGUACGAAAGGAAAUGCACGCAACGCUAAAACUGUUUUGGAUUGUUGGAAAAAUUUAUUCACUGACGAAAUCAUUGAUAUUAUCGUCAAAUACACAAACCAAUAUAUAGACACCAUCCAGCAUGAAUUUUCAAGGGGGAGUGAUGUAAGACAUACUGACGUGGUUGAAAUACAUGCUUUUAUUGGCUUAUUAUAUCUAGCAGGAGUUUAUAAAUCUAGUCGUCAAUGUCUGGAAGAACUCUGGGGACAGGAAGGUGACGGUAUUGAAAAAUUUUCUCUAGUUAUGAGUAUGAAACGUUUCAAGUUCCUAAUUCGUUCCUUGCGUUUUGAUGAUCGAACUACAAGAGACCAACGAAAAACAUUGGACCGCCUUGCUCCCAUUCGUGAAAUUUUUGACAAGUUUAUCAUGAAUUGUCAGAACUCUUAUGUUCCUACUGAAAAUGUCACCAUUGGUGAGAUGCUUCUUGGCUUCAGUGGCAGAUGCCCAUUUCGACAAUGUAUUCCAUCGAAACCAAACAAAUAUGGGAUCAAAAUUUUCGCUCUUGUCGAUGUAAAAAUGUUGUAUACAUUCAACAUGGAAAUAUAUGCUGGAACACAGCCGGAGGGUCCUUUCCAUGUUAGUAACAAACACGUUGAUGUCGUGAAAAGAAUAGCAGCUCCUUUAUUUGGAUCAGGUCGUAAUAUAACUGCUGACAACUGGUUCACUGAUUUCAACCUCAUCCAUGAAUUGAAAACAAGAAAAUUGUCAUAUGUAGGCGCAGUCAGCAAAAAUAUGAGGCAGAUACCCAACUCUUUCGUUAAUUUGAAGGAAAGAACACAAAACAGCAGUUUAUUUGGUUUCAAUAACGGGACGACUUUAGUUUCAUAUGUCCAGAGGAAAGGGGAAAAUACUAUUCUUGCUUCUUCCCUUCAUUUUGACGACGCCAUUGAUCUCAGUUCAGGAGAUAAAAAAAAACCGGAGAUAUUUACUUUCUACAACUCCACUAAAAAUUGUGUGAACACAUUAGACCAAAUGUGCGCCAAUUACAGCGUACACCGUAAUAUAAACCAGUGGCCGAUGGUAAUAUUUUUUGCCAUGCUGAAUGUAGGGGGCAUUAAUUCUCAAGUAAUUCAUCUUUGUAAUCAAUCAGAGCCACUGAGACGAAAAAGAUUACUGAAACAGUUGAGUCAUGAACUGGCUAUUCCGCACAUGAAGCGAAGAAGUCAAAUGUCUGGACUACACUCUAGUUUGCAAGUUCGGUUGAAGAGAUUUUUCCCAAGAGAUGACCGUGAAAACUCACAAACACCUCCCAAUAAAAGAAGAAAAUGUAGCACAUGUAGUUCAGAGGAGGGUAGAAGGACAUUAACGAACUAUGCAUGUAGAAAAUGCAAUAAUGGAGUCUGCCUGACACACGCAAACAUGUUCUGUAAUGCUUGCUUCUCAGAGUGCCAUAUAUUAUCUUCAAAUGAAGAUUCUGACUGA
Harmonia axyridis is the source of this 1767-nucleotide messenger RNA. RefSeq lists its product as uncharacterized. The transcript has a single exon. The record is from RefSeq and is a predicted model, not a curated record. NCBI's taxonomy places the organism in Eukaryota, Metazoa, Arthropoda, Insecta, Coleoptera, Coccinellidae. Bases 1 to 1767 code for a protein of 588 amino acids.